GCGGGGUCGACCUGGGCCACCCCUCCAAUGCAUCAAGGACAAAAUAAUAAAAGUCGAUAUUAAGCAGCGCAACUUCCUCGUUUGACAAGGCUGGGACAACAGAAGUAAAAUUCUGAUAAAUAAACAGAAUAGGUGCCUCAAUUGCGAGAGAACACAUUGAAUAAUGGCUUCCGCAGCAGUAGAGUCAAUGCCGCCGGUAGACGUGGCGAACACGAAUGCGAGUGAUAAGGCGGCGGCAAUAGACAACGCGCUGGCAUAUAACGCUGCGACUACAAGCAGCAUCUCUGAGCCAGUUGAACCUCCGGCGGACCCAAAUCAUGAAGAAUUCCAAUACCUCAAGCUUAUCCGCGACAUCCUCGACAACGGCGAACACAGGCCCGACAGGACCGGCACAGGCACCCUCUCUAUCUUCGCGCCCACUCCCCUAAAAUUCAGCCUCACCUCCCCCAGCGGCUCCCCCCUCCUUCCCCUCCUCACAACCAAGCGCGUCUUCCUCCGCGCCGUCCUCGCCGAGCUCCUCUGGUUCAUCAGCGGCUCCACCUCCUCCCUCCCCCUUUCAGAAGCCGGCAUCAAAAUCUGGGAUGGCAAUGGAUCGCGCGCCUACCUCGAUAGCAUCGGGCUCACAGAGCGCGUGGAGGGUGAUCUCGGCCCUGUCUACGGAUUCCAGUGGCGGCACUUUGGGGCCAAGUACGUGGACGCCCAGACGGACUACACGGGACAGGGUGUUGAUCAGCUGGCGGAGGUGAUUCACAAGCUGCGCCAUACGCCGUAUGACCGCCGAAUUAUCCUGAGUGCAUGGAACCCCGCGGAUCUGAAGAUCAUGGCUCUGCCGCCGUGUCACAUGUUCGCGCAGUUCUACGUCAGUUAUCCACGCGCGAAGAAGGGCCAGGAGGGAGAGAAGCCAAAGGGUCAUCUGCAUUGCCAGCUGUACCAGCGCAGUUGCGAUAUGGGCUUGGGAGUGCCGUUUAAUAUUGCCAGUUAUGCGCUGCUGACGCAUAUGCUGGCGCAUGUGUGUGACCUCGUGCCAGGGACGUUCACGCAUACGAUGGGCGACGCGCAUGUGUAUCUUGAUCAUGUGGAGGCGCUGGAGGUGCAGUUGGAGAGGCAGCCGAGGGAGUUUCCGGGGUUGGAGAUUAAGCGGGAGAAGGGGGGUGAUGUGGAUGGGUGGACGCUGGAGGACUUUGAGGUCGUGGGGUAUAAGCCGCACAAGGGGAUUGCGAUGAAGAUGAGUGUUUAAUGACGGGGUGUGACGGAGUUGGAUUUGGCUAGAAGGGGUGGUUAUGAGCGGUGAUGAAGGAAAGUAAUCACCGAGGCUAGACCUUUGAUUUAUUAGCACAUUGGAGUAUUUUCUCCUCUCGAUUCAGAGAUACCUACAAUAGAUUAUAUUUAACC
Pseudogymnoascus verrucosus is the source of this 1392-nucleotide messenger RNA. It is a transcript of the gene TMP1, whose product is annotated as Thymidylate synthase. NCBI's taxonomy places the organism in Eukaryota, Fungi, Ascomycota, Leotiomycetes, Thelebolales, Thelebolaceae. Gene Ontology annotation, molecular function: thymidylate synthase activity. Gene Ontology annotation, cellular component: mitochondrion; cytosol. Gene Ontology annotation, biological process: dTMP biosynthetic process. The transcript is spliced from 2 exons. The record is from RefSeq and is a predicted model, not a curated record. The coding region runs from base 164 to 1237 and encodes 357 amino acids.